Messenger RNA from Thunnus maccoyii (southern bluefin tuna), 2976 nucleotides. It is a transcript of the gene acp2, whose product is annotated as acid phosphatase 2, lysosomal. The coding region runs from base 70 to 1335 and encodes 421 amino acids. The transcript has 13 exons. Gene Ontology annotation, cellular component: lysosome. Gene Ontology annotation, molecular function: acid phosphatase activity. NCBI's taxonomy places the organism in Eukaryota, Metazoa, Chordata, Actinopteri, Scombriformes, Scombridae. Gene Ontology annotation, biological process: dephosphorylation; lysosome organization. The record is from RefSeq and is a predicted model, not a curated record.
ACGACCCAGAAGACGACGAAGAAGACGGAGAGACAGAAGACCGAGGAAGACAUCAACAGAGACGGAACCAUGGUCUCCGGUGUGGUGCUGUUUCUCUUGACGGUUGCCUCUGUCUGUGGAAAAGCUGCAGCAGAAGGAAAACUAGUCUAUGUGACUGUGUUGUUUCGACAUGGUGACAGAUCACCAGUCAAAGCCUAUCCGACCGACCCACACCAGGAGAGCGACUGGCCACAAGGCUUCGGACAGCUCUCACAGGAGGGUAUGAGGCAGCAUUAUGAGCUGGGACAGUUUUUGAGGAAGCGAUACAAAGGCUUUCUCAACGAAUCCUACGACAGACACGAGAUCUCAGUUCGCAGCACAGACUACGAUCGCACUCUGAUGAGCGCCGAGUCUAACCUCGCAGGUCUCUACCCCCCCAGCGGUCGGCAGGUCUUUACAAAGGACUUACAGUGGCAGCCGAUACCUGUGCACACCGUGCCGCAAAGUGAAGAGAGGCUUCUCUCGUUUCCUUUGGGAAACUGUCCUCGCUACAAACAGCUGAUGAAUGAAACCGAACACACAGAGGCGUUUCUCAAUAUCACCAAAACAUACCAGGACAUUAUAAAUCUGGUGAGGGAUAAAACAGGACUGAAUAAGACUAAUGUGGAAUCAGUCUGGAGCGUGUAUGACACACUCUUCUGUGAGUCCCGUCACAACAUGUCCGCUCCUGACUGGGUGACUCCUGACGUCAUGGAGAAACUCAGAAUACUCAAAGACUUUGGAUUUCAGGUCAUGUUUGGGGUCUACAAACAACAGGACAAGAGCCGGCUGCAGGGAGGUUUACUGCUGAGUGAAAUAGUGAAGAAUCUUUCCAAGAUGGCCGAGCCAGAGUCAAAAGAGCGACUGAAAUUGAUGAUGCUGUCAGCGCACGACACCACUGUAGCUGCUCUUCAGGCCAGCUUGAAUGUGUUCAAUGGAAGACAGCCGCCAUAUGCCUCCUGUCAAAUAUUUGAGCUGUACAAGGAUGACAACGGUUCUGCCUCUGUAUCAAUGUUUUACCGGAACGACAGCACAGUGGACGCCUACCAGCUUCAGUUACCAGGCUGCACCCUUGACUGCCCCCUAGAGGAUUUUGUGAAAAUUACAAAGCUCUCUAUUUCAGAUGACAGGGAGAAAGAGUGUCAACUGCCAUCAGCUGGGAACGACAAAGAGGUGAUCAUCAGUCUGGCGGUGUCUGGAUGUCUGCUGUUCCUCCUCAUCUCCGUCCUCCUCUGUGUCAUUUGCUGGCAGAAGGAGCCAGUGAGCAGCCGGGGUUACCACCACGUGAUCAACCAUGAAGUCGGAGAGGAGUCCUGACAGAAGCACAGGCUCCUCCAUCAGAGAGGUACAAGCCUUGCAACAUGGGACAGCAGUGACGACAAUGAACUCUGAACUCUGAAACAUUUUGUGAUGUCUUCAUCAGCUCUGGUUCGGGACUCACAAUGAUACAAUUUUUUUUUGUGAGUUUCCAUCCAUAAUGGGUCCAAAUGACCCUGUUUCAGGGAAGAAUGAGAAACACUUCAAUUUAGGAUUUUAGAGAAGCUUUUACAAACUGUUCUAUCAUCACUAUAAACUAAUGUGAUGAGUUAUGGGUGGGACACGGAGAGACCAGGACUGAUUUCUACACCGAGAAAAAACAGCAGGGAAGAUAUUUUUGUCAUCUGAAGCACCUGCUGGGUUCCCACGUGGGCUGAAAUGAAUGAUUUCAACUUCAACGUUCAGUCAUUCACAUUUUGGGACUGGAACGACUGCAGAAAAGUUUAGAAAGUCGGCGCAGAAAAUUUUGAACUAUGUGACAAUAAUCUGAAUAUAUGUUGGGGAAACGGUGUGUUCUUGGUGAUGUCGAUGCAAAUGCUUGAUAAAUCAAAGUAACUGUAGCCCAAAUAACACGUUACCUUACUACUAAAGACCUAAAUUUAUGACCUAAUUUCAACUCUAAAUCAAAGUCCAGAAUGCUUCAGGAACUGAUCUGGUUCUUCUGGUUCUUCAGAUUAUUUUUUAAACGAGCAAGAUUACAUUUAUUUUGUAUGUGUGUGUGUAAUUGCAAAUUCAUGAGUAUUGCCCAUGUGUGCACAGAUAUAUUCAUGAAUCUGCAUAUCAUUCUGCUUGUGGGGGGUGUGUGAGUGUGUGUUUGUUGAUCCAGGGGCCUAAUGACCAUGAUGCCUUAAAUAUUUGUAAUAAUGGGGUGUGCAUUUUGUUUCGAUUUUGGUUUGUUUUUUGUUCUAAUGUAAGGCACAAAAUGCAUUUUUGUAGGAUUUCAAGUUUUUCAUGUGAACUCCUUCAGCAGCAGGGUGACAGCAAGCAUCCGCCCUCAAUUGUCCUUUAAGCAAGACACUAAAACACCAGCUCAAGGGUGACUUAGCUGAGCCUGACACUUUUUCUUUCAGUCACAGAAACCAAGUGCUUAUAGAUUUUAGUUUUAUUCAGCUUCCAUUGUGAACAGAAUAUGAUUUCAGAUUGUUUUCAUUGUGAAUAUCUGGGAAGAUUGGAAACUCUGAAAAUCUUUUGUGUAUUUUUGAAUUUUAAAUGCAGCUUUUAAAUGCAAGUAAACAGGUAUUUUAUACUGUUAUCAUGAAAAAUCAGAAACUCUAUCCCUAAGCUUCAUCUCAUACAGUUUUAGUAAAAGAUAACAUUCACUUUAAACCACAACAUUGAAGUCUCCUAAUUUAGUUCACCUUGAGUCUUCUGGUUCAGGAUUCAGAUUACCGUGAAUUUUAUAUUACAAUAAGAGAAAACUGACAUGAAGAGAAACACCCAAAAAUUGAGCUCAGUGAUAUUUGCUGAAAAAUUAAGAACAUCUGUCACAAUUGUAAUAUUUAAUGCAUUGAACUUGUUUGUCAGUGUUGUGUGGCCCCACUCAAAAUUGUCAUUUCAAUUUCCUUUCAUGCUUAACAAAAUCAGACUUUGAGAAUAUGUUUGUAAAUGUUUUGGAGAAAUAAAAUGAUCUAUUAUUGUGAA